Messenger RNA from Elgaria multicarinata webbii, 2336 nucleotides. RefSeq names its product caM kinase-like vesicle-associated protein. Gene Ontology annotation, molecular function: calmodulin binding; ATP binding; calcium/calmodulin-dependent protein kinase activity. The coding region runs from base 197 to 1342 and encodes 381 amino acids. The transcript has 11 exons. Gene Ontology annotation, biological process: peptidyl-serine phosphorylation. Gene Ontology annotation, cellular component: intracellular anatomical structure. The record is from RefSeq and is a predicted model, not a curated record. Lineage: Eukaryota; Metazoa; Chordata; Lepidosauria; Squamata; Anguidae.
CUACUUGGGCUCUCUGCCAGCACAAGCAGCAGCGCUCAGAUUCUUUGCCGGGGAGCGCAGAAGCAGGCAGUUCCGUGCCAUGGCUGAGCCAUCCGGAGCUGCCCACACUGUGCCCCGUGGCAAGCUGUAACGUGGGAACCCAGCCGGCCGGCCACCAAGCCCCAGGUGGGGGAGGGACACCUAGCUCCCCCCCAGGAUGCCGUUUGGCUGCAUCGGACUGCGCGAUGAAAAGAACUACAACAGUCUGUCUGACAUCACUGACAAGUAUGAGAUCGGGCAGCUGCUACGGGCGAAGGAGUUCUGCGAGAUCUGUGUGGCCCGCGAACGCCAGACAGAGAGACUGUACAUCUGCAAGAAGUUUCUCAAGAAAGAUGGGCGCAAGGUGCGAAGGGCGGCAAAGAAUGAAAUCCUCAUCCUAAAGAUGGUGAGUCACCCCAACAUCUUGCAACUGAUUGACACAUUUGAGACGAGAAAGGAAUUCUACAUCAUCCAGGAACUGGCCACUGGUGGAGAUGUUUUUGACUGGAUCCUAGACCAGGGCUACUACACAGAAAAGGAUGCCAGCAAUGUUGUCCGGCAGGUGCUGGAGGCAUUAGCUUAUUUACAUAACCUGCACAUUGUUCACCGCAAUCUCAAGCUGGAGAAUCUCAUGUACUACAACCAGAACAACCGCUCCAAGGUGGUGCUACGGGAUUUUUAUCUCUCACGCUUUGAGAACGGUGCCAUCACAGAACCGUGCGGGACCCCCGAAUAUUUGGCUCCUGAGGUGGUUGCCCGGCAACGCUAUGGACGACCUGUUGACUGCUGGGCCGUUGGAGUUAUAAUGUUUAUUCUGCUGUCUGGGAAUCCCCCAUUCUAUGAUGACACAGAUGAUGAGAACAGUGACAGUCACAACCGCCGCAUAUUCCGCAAAAUUCUGGCUGGGGACUAUGACUUUGACUCCCCUUAUUGGGAUGACAUCUCUCCUGCUGCCAAAAAGUUGGUGUCACGGCUUAUGGAAGUUGACCAGGAUCAACGAAUCACAGCCCAGGAGGCUCUGGGACACAUCUGGAUAUCUGGAAACAUUGCUUCUGAAAAGAACCUCAAAGAAGGAGUCUGCGCCCAGAUUGAAAAGAACUUUGCCAAGGCCAAAUGGAGGAAAGCCAUUCGUGUUACUACUUUCAUGCAACGUCUCCGGGCUACUGAAGUCAGCAGCCGCCUGCCUGUCACUCCACGUUCCUCCAUGAGCGUUGCUCACGAGGUCACCAUUGAGGGGCCCAGACCGUCUGGCCAUUUGGAGACUCCAUGUCCACUGGAGGAGCAACAGAGCAAGACCGAAGGAGCCCCUGAGAAGAGGGAAUAAUGGCUCCUGCUUCCCCCCAGCCCCAUAUCCUGAUGCCUUCUCUGCUGAAUCCACAUUCUCUGCCCUUGGUAGGGGAAGGCUCUGUAGGCCAGCAGAAUGGGGCAAGGAACCUGGGAGCUACUUAGCAGUCUUAUCCCGUCCCCCAACCCCUGCUAUUUGUCAGGAGCUGUUUGGUUUGAAUGGAUAGAAAUAAGGACCAAUCAGCCACAUGGAGAUAUUGUAUAUGGGAAGAAAGGACUGGAGAUUAGAAAACAGGAAAUUGUCCACUGUGCCCUGGAGAAUGCACCUGACUCCUUAGCAGGAGCGUGGGACUCUUUGCUAGGCCUUUCCCAGUAGCCAGUGCAAGCAGUGUCCCUUGCCAUCAUAUAGCAUCCCCCACAAUGCAGACAAAACACUUAUGCCUUGCUGAGCAACAGCCUCUCACAGGCCCACUGAUCAAGGUCCUAAAGCAUCUGCAUCCCUGCCUCUGUGACUUCAAAGGGGCUUAGAGAACAGAAGUGUUUUGCCCACAAUCCUCUUCCCUCACAAACAAGCUAGAGGCAAGGCUUGAGCCAAGAAAGUGAAAAGCUUCAUCUUUUACUUGUGGCUGCCCUUUGGAGCCAAACAUUCCGACACUGGAGCCAACAUGUAAUUUAAGGGAGAAAGGAAUGGGGGACAUAGUCCAAGCUAGCGAAGCAAGCGUCAGAGGAGAGUCCAUUCCGUAGAUCUGGGAUCCAUUUUCCAGCCUUGCCCUGUUCCACUAUGCCCAGUCCCAUAUUUCACUUUUAGCCAUGGCAGGAGCAGUUUGGAAAGUAAGCCAGGAAAGAUUACUGCCCUGCAGGUUUCGAUCCCAAACUCAGCUGGACUGUGGAGGGAGGGAGGGGGUAAGAGGGGUGCAUGUCCAAGCCAGCUGCAUGUUUUAUGAAGAUGCUAUUUUAAUACAGAAACCUCCCAGCUGCCUCUCCCCUGGUGCUGUCUUUCCCUCUCCCGGGGCAGCUCUGGGAAAUAAAAAUAA